Acanthocheilonema viteae is the source of this 435-nucleotide messenger RNA. The record is from the annotation of a GenBank genome assembly. Lineage: Eukaryota; Metazoa; Nematoda; Chromadorea; Rhabditida; Onchocercidae.
AUGUGGAGUUAUUUAACAAUUCCGCCAAUGCAUGCUGCAUGUGCAAUAUACAGAUUUCUUGCAGCUCGCACUGUGAUUACGCUCCCGGGUAUGCAGGAACAUUCUCGGUUUUCUGAUCAGAUAUGCGACUUACCAACGAAGAAGCAGGUAUGUGCAGUGACAUCACGAGGUUACUCUAACGGAAACUGUCAAAUAUGGCCACCAAGAAUCAAUCAGCCAUCUGAUCUGGAACUUCAAACCGUUGAACUGCAUCAAGUAAUGUCGGUGGAAAAUGUUAUUGUUGCUGCGGACCGUGCAAGCCAAACCCGUGUGAUGCGAAGUGCACGUGGACACCUUGCAGCAGUGAAAUUUUAUUUACAUCCGAUCGAAUCAUUAUGCUUAGGCAAAGAUGGUGUUCUCUUCGAAGAGAACACAAUAGAACGUCACACUUUUUAA